AUGAUUCUCCGAAUAGUUCUCAUACUUCCCAUCCUCGUCGCCGCAGAACCAAUCCUUUCGGGUUUCACUAUUGAUGCAGAAUGUGUGAAAGUGAGCAAGGAUACUGAACGAUGUGACUACCUGUUUGCUUUCAAUGGAACUGCCAAAGCUAUAAUCGUCAGUGGCUGUGACGACUUGAGAGAUGAUUUCAUAGACUAUGGGCCUUGGCCAACAGUUACCAAUGUUACAUUCAACUGCGCGUUCAAUGACUUUCCCUGGAACUUUACUGACGUUUUCCCGAAUAUUCGAUACGUUCACUUCAACAAGUGCAACCUGAGAACUCUCCAAUGGCAAAGUGUCUAUACUGAUACCCUGAGGAUAGUGGACCUCACAGAAUGCCCGAUCGAAUGCAACUGUCAAAACCAAUGGAUGAAGGCUGAUGGGAGUUUUGGAAAACUCAAGGAACCCUUAUCUCUGAAGAGAUGCGUGCCGGAUUGUGACUCAGCAUACAUGAAAAUCAACCAGACAAUGAUAACUGGAAAUGGUGGAGAGAAUGUGACAAUUCAUGUUGACAUACGGGAUAGUUUCAUCAAUAGGACUAUUGACAAACCAUAUUUCGAAUGGGCAUUUGCAAAGAGUCGUCAUAACUAUGAAGAGUUGGUUUCGCAAUCAACAGCAGACCUGGUGAUUACUAACUUGACGCGAGAAGACAUGGGCCUGAUUGGUGUUAUCUGCUGGCAUUGUGUAGAUUUUUUGACAACCAAAGUUGAGCUUCGUGUGAACUUGCCCAUAAAAGUGGAGUUUGUCGAGAAGACGCGAGGAGACACGGAUUUUCUUGUGGUGCAGGGAUAUCCGAUUGAGAAUAUCACUUUGUCGAUAACCAGGAGCAAUCACACCGAAUCAAAUGUAAUGGAUAAUGAAUACGACUCGGUGUUCUUCUCCAGUCUAAUCGUGCGGCCGGAAAAACGGACCAACUCCAUAUUCUACCAAAGAACAUAUCGCAUUUUCACCAAAGACAUUGCAGAUGGUGAUCACUUGUCUGGGGAUCUCAGAUUUGAAGUCUGCACAAUGGGCAAUUGUGGUGCAGUUGAAAAGCACGUAUCUCAUUUAGGUGUAAUUAAUGGCACCUUGGAAGAUUUCGUAAGACUAGAAUAUCCGUACAAACAAGGAGUUCACGUGACAAUAUCUCUUCUUUUGUUUUGUCUCCUGAUGAUUGUCAUUGCCUUCGGUCUCUACUUUAAAGAGAAAAUUCGAGAUGUGUUCAGGGAGAAGUCAAUUAGUGAGUUCGCAUCGUCCGAAAGUCUUUCAUCUGUCUCUAGCGUGACUGGACUACGUAAACGAGCCACACUCGCCAGUGAAAUGGUACGACGGGCCAGUCAUGACACUGAACAGACUCUGUUGAGACUAGAGGAGAGACAUUCAUUGGCUUCCGAUUACUCUAAUAUGACACUUCCGUUCAUUGACAUGGGAAACAUUCAGAUUCACGAGAUGCUCGGCAAAGGACAUUUUGGAGAAGUAUACCUUGGUUCAUGGGAGCAAACCGGUCCAAACAGUGUAGCUAUCAAAAGUAUCCGACAUGUAGACAUGGAGACUGAGAAAGAGGCACAAGUUCUGAGAGAUCUGGAUCAUCCGAAUAUUGUGAAGUUGUACGGAAUGACACGUAACAAUUACAACCUCUUGCUUGUUUUUGAACACAUGAAUUUUGGAGAUCUCAAAACGUAUUUGGAGAAACGGUCACCAAUGAAGUCGUUGUACCUGCAAUACCCACCGCCACUGGUUAAUGAUGAGUUGAAAUGGAUUAUCAAAGAAAUCACCGUUGGAGUCUGCUACCUCGUCACUCAAUCUGUUGUCCAUCGUGAUUUGGCAGCCAGAAACUGUUUAGUAGCCGGAGAUUCUGACAUGAGAGCGCCUAGUCAUUUGCAACGACCACCAUUGAGAAUUAAGAUCUCGGAUUUCGGAAUGUCCCGCCGCCUGUACGAUCACUCUGACUACUACACCAUGGAUCAUCAAGGAGCCCUUCCAGUUCGUUGGUUACCCCCAGAAGCUGUUCAGUCUCAUCGGUUCACGUUUAUGAGCGACAUCUGGGCUCUGGGAGUAACAAUGUGGGAAUGUAUGGCUUAUGGAAAACAACCGUUCGAUGGACUCAGCAACUUGGAAGUGUCUUCCUUCACAUUGGCCGGAAUGAGACCACUGAAACCGGAACGUUGCCCACAAGAGAUGUAUGACUUAAUGGUCAAAUGCUGGCAUAUGGAACCGUCGAAACGUAUCACCGCUGUUGAAAUUCUUGAAGACCACGUGUUUGACAAAAUCCGUGGUGGACUCCCAUAUGAGCCAAUCAUUGAGAAGUCGAUUGUUGCCUCCUGCCGUACAAAUAUAAAUCGGUAUCAAGACGAGAUUGCGGAAACGAGCUUCACACAUUCUCCUGGUACUUCUGAGAACACUGGAUCAGACGGUGGUUCUGAAUGUUAUUCAGAGACCAGUGGUGUCACUUUCCAAACAGGAUACUCUACGGAGCCACUUCUGGAUAGCAAGAAGGAAGAUGAUAUAUCUCUAUUUGCAACCGCUUAA
Messenger RNA from Caenorhabditis remanei, 2547 nucleotides. RefSeq lists its product as uncharacterized. Gene Ontology annotation, cellular component: signaling receptor complex. NCBI's taxonomy places the organism in Eukaryota, Metazoa, Nematoda, Chromadorea, Rhabditida, Rhabditidae. Gene Ontology annotation, molecular function: transmembrane receptor protein tyrosine kinase activity; ATP binding. Bases 1 to 2547 code for a protein of 848 amino acids. The record is from RefSeq and is a predicted model, not a curated record. Gene Ontology annotation, biological process: multicellular organism development; protein phosphorylation; cell surface receptor protein tyrosine kinase signaling pathway. The transcript is spliced from 16 exons.